AUGACAGUCGCUGUCCCCAACCACGAUGUUCGCAGUACGAACGGCGUGACGAAGCCCUACGAUGUCGAGAAAAUUCGACAACACUUUCCAGCGUUGCGUGGGGAGAGGAUUCCCCUCAAUAAUGCCACUGGAAGCUUGGUAUAUGACGGCGCUGUGAAGGCCAUUGCAAACGCUCUGUCAACUUAUCAACUUGACUUCAUCGGCGGCGAUCAAGUCAGCCAGCUUACAAUCGACGAACGAAAGCUGAAGUAUGCGGAACUUGCAGCAUUCAUGAAUGCCGAGCCUGACGAAAUCGCCUUUGGGCCCUCAACCAGUGGUCUAAUUCGCAACGUGACCAACUCCUUACGUCCGCUGCUAAACUCGGACUCGGAAAUGAUUGUUUCAACCUUGUGCCAUGAAGCCGGCUGUACAUCAUGGGUGGCUCUCGCACGCUCCUUGGGCAUCGAAAUCAAGUGGUGGUCACCACCUGGUGGGAAAGGCAAUACUAAUGCCAAACUCAGUGUUGAGACUCUAAGACCGCUGCUUACCCCCAAGACUAGGCUUGUGGCUUGUGGCCAUGUGUCCAACAUAUUCGGUACCAUACACGACGUUCGUGCCGUCGCAGAUCUGGUUCACACGAUUCCUAACGCCAUGAUUUCGGUCGACGGGGUGGCGUGGGCUCCGCAUCGGCCUAUUGAUGUCAAGGCAAUGGAUGUGGACUUUUAUUUCUUCAGCUGGUACAAGUUGUUCGGGCCGCACUUUGCCCAGAUGUACGCCCGCAGCUCCGUCCAGCAACGACACAUGGCGAGUCUGAAUCAUUACCACAUCGAUCCCACACCCCUUGAUGUCAAAGUCCGCCUGGGCACGAACUGCUUCGAAUAUGAGGAUGGUGUGCUUGAAAUAGUACGGUACAUUCGCCGCAUCGGAUGGGAUGCCAUCAUUGCACACGAGGUGGUCAUUGUCCAGCCACUUCUCGACUAUCUCAACUCACACCCGGAAUGGUUCACUCUGUACGGCGAAAAGUCGUCCGAUCCAAAUCUUCGAGUUUCUCUUGUUUCGUUCACCGUCAACGGAGUGUCCUCCAAGGUGAUUGCCAAGGCCGUCCACGAGUCGUCUCCAUGCCGCAUCUUGGCAGGGAGCGCUUAUUCGCUCAGACCUGUGCACGACGUUCUUGGACUGGACGAUGGAGGUGUGCUUCGCGUGAGCCUGGUUCAUUAUAAUAACCUCGAGGAUGUCCAAACGUUUAUCAAGGUUCUGGACCAAGCAGUGCGAGCACAUGCCAAGGACCGACGUUGA
Messenger RNA from Pestalotiopsis fici W106-1, 1275 nucleotides. RefSeq lists its product as uncharacterized. Bases 1 to 1275 code for a protein of 424 amino acids. The transcript has 3 exons. The record is from RefSeq and is a predicted model, not a curated record. NCBI's taxonomy places the organism in Eukaryota, Fungi, Ascomycota, Sordariomycetes, Amphisphaeriales, Sporocadaceae.